UAACGCUCAUUACAUUUUUUCCUUGUUUUAUAAAGAAACUUUGGUAAAGUGCUAUCAUAUGAAGGGCCUGUAUUUGAGUAAAAGCGGUACUUGAAUAUAAUCUUGUUUGAUUCCGGAGUGUAUAUUUUGUAAAACAUAUUUUGAGUCACGUCGUGGUUAAAUGUUACGGAAACUGCAUGAUGGCAAAAUAUUAAACACGUGUGGAGUUGUAUUUCGUUUGUAGGAUAGUACAUGUGUAUGUGAUAUAAAAGGAUUAUUUCAAAGGUUGAAAUAUAGCAGUGAAGGAGAAAGAAGUUUCUGUCUGUCUGUCUGGAUGGUCAUUUGAUAGAGAGAAAUGUUACUCAGAGUGAACAACGUGAACACAGAUACACAUGAACAGUAGAUAUAUAGAUACAGCUUUACCUAGAGAAGAUUUCAUACAGACACAUUUCUAUGACUAAUGUUAAAAGCGAAUUAUUGUUUGGAAAAUGUUAAUUAUGAAUGACAGCUAUAUAUCUACAUGAGAUAAACCACCUGCUAUUAUUCUAUUAGAGGUAUACAGUAUUUAACGGGUCAGUUUCCAUGUUGAUCACCUCAAACAGAUACAUUAGAUAAGGAAUCAGCUUAUUAUAACAGCAUGUUUUUCUCGUGAUUCACAUCCUCGGACACAUGUGUGCAUAAAUCUAACAACCUCUCUACUCUAACUGAAUAUCUCUAUCCUUUGUCUUCGUAAGUUCCAAAAGAAUUAACCACUGGGAUUUUCUCCUAUCGAAUUGUUGAAACGUUAUUAAACAUGUGAAAUAUUUUGACGAAACAUGGUCUAUAGUUUUAUCAAAUCUGAUGUAGUGAAAUACAAGGAUUAAAUGUUACCUGACUAGGAAGAUAUUUUGAUUUUUUGUGGUAAACAAAGUUAAGUAUAUGUGAUUGAUAUUCCUAUAGUUCAUAUAUAUCAACAUAGAAGUUGUGAAACUUAAAACUAUUUUAGUUAUUCAUCGGGAUGAAAAGUAAAUAAUAAAUAUCGCAUAAGGAAGAAAACUGAUCUGAUUUAAGAUACGUGAUACGUGAACUACAUUAUUUUAUAUACUUUUUAGAACAAGAAUUUAGUAAGAUGUCGUGUGAGGUAUAACCUACAUUAAAAACUUGCCACUCAAACACAGGAUUUACAGUUUAAUCUUAUAAACAUUAUAAAGGUGAAUGAAAAUUACACACAGAUUCCCUUUAAAGCUAUUAUAAUUGAAAAAUGGAUUUAAUUGAUGAAAGUUUACAAGACAGGAAAAUGUCGACUGUGACGGUGAAUACAGAUAGUGGUAUCAGUUCAAUAUGUAACGAGGAGAAUGUUUGUGAGGUAGACAUACCGGAUAUAUCACCAACAAGUCAACAUUUCCCUGACGCCCCAGAUGCAAAACCAAAAUCUAGAAUGUCCAUAGACGAAUAUGGACAAAGAAACAUGGAUCUAGGUAAAUUCAUGGCUUCAACAACAGUACGUUCGCGCAGAUCAUGCUCGCUUCCGGAUAUACUGGACUUUGACAAUAUUGAGUUCUAUGAAGAAAAUCCUGAACAUUCCACAUAUUGCCCUCAAAGUUCUGCCAAUUCAUCAAAGGACAGUUUGUCAAUUGCCACUGUGGAUACACGGAAAACAUCAACAACAAGUUUAGGAAGCUUUCAGCUUUGCGGCAAAGAGCACAUGGAAAAACCUUGUUAUAUAUGUUUGAAAGAUAACGAGAUAUAUUGUAGCGUCUGUGUCCAGGUCCAUAACUUUCACUGUAAAGAAAACGUUAAACAUAUUCCAGAAAUUCCACCCGAAAUGAGGACAAAUUUAUGUGGGGAGGCAAUGAAAGAACUUAUUGUGAUGAAGGAACGUUUUGAUAAAGUAAAAGCCGAAAAUGAAAAGUAUAUUCAAAAUUUAGAAGAUUCACGCAAGAAAUUUUUACGGUCUGUAAUGAAAUAUAAAAACACUAUCAUAGAGGUAAUUGAUAAACUAGAAAAAGAGGCAUUAUCUCAAAUGGAUGACCUAUAUGUAAAAGAAAAAAAGAAAUUAGAUGAAAAUUUACACAAACUGGAAAAAGAAAUAACAAACAUUGAGAGUUACCUAACUAUUCUUGAACAAUGUAUGAAAACAAGUGAAAAUUCAGUAGUUUAUGAACUGCAGGGUGCAACAGAACAACUUCGAGUAGAUGAGAGUUUGAUACGGGAUCUUCACAAGUCCACCAGUAUUGUCGAAUUUGAAUUCGAGCCCUCAGCUGACAUGCUAGCUACGUUAACAAAAUUUGACAAGUUGUGGAAGGUAGAGAGAAAUGAGAAAAUGUCUUGUACAUUUCCUCGUCCCUGUUCAUGUGACAAAUCUUACACAAAUAAGGUAGCAGUGAAGGAGAAAGAAGUUUCUGUCCGUCUGUCUGGAUGGUCAUUUGAUAGAGAGAAAUGUUGUAUCACUGGUUGUGAAUUCCUACCAAACGGACAACUUCUGGUCUGUGAUAAUGGAAACAAAAAAGUAAAGCUGUUUGAUAAGAAGUUUAAGUGUAUUUCUGUUCAUAACUUGCAUUCUUUGCCAUGGGAUGUAGCUGUAAUAGAUAAAGAACGCGCUGUGGUAACGAUUCCAGACCGGAAACAGCUACAGUUCAUUGGUGUUCAUCACCGUAUAUCAAUAAAGGAGUCGGUAACAUUGGAUCAAAACUGCUGGGGUGUAUCCUACAGUGAAGGACAGCUUUUCGUCACGUCCUGGUCACGUGAUAAAAAGGAGGUUGUUAUUUUAGAUGUUCACGGAACACCCAGACGUCUUAUUGUUACAGUUCAGAACCAACCGUUCCACACGCCGUGGUUUGUCGACGGAAACGGUGACACUAUGUUUGUGUCAGAUUGGGGCACGUACUUAGUGCAAGGGGUGACCACUUCCGGUAUUGCUUUGUCAAAAUAUAGAAAAAGUAAUUUGGUUGGUCCAUUAGGUAUGUGUCGUGAUCCAGAUGACAAUUUGUUUAUAUGUGGCAGAGACUCUAACAAUAUACAUCAGAUUUCAGCAGACGGGAGUGAGCAACGAGUUUUCCUAACCGAAAAAGAUGGCAUUCAGCAACCGCUAAACAUCUCCAUCCGUGCAGCAGACGAUAAACUUGUUGUGACGUCAUGGAUGUCGGAUAGGCUUUUUGUGUUCCGAUUGCAAUGAAAUCACUCAGACUGUCAAGAAGAACAAAAUAAUAACUAUCAAAUUGUAUUCUAUGUUUAUUCCUGUAUAACCCUAGACUUCUAAACUUAAUCAUUACAGUUGGUCAUCACGACGGUAACGGAUUUAAUAUUAACUCUAGUAAACAAGAACCCCAACAAGACAAUACAACGAAUACUUAGCUGGAAUUGAUUAUUGUAUUUUUAUUAAUAUCAGAUGGACUUUUACAUAUAAUUAUGUGCAUUGAUCAUAUGUCCGGUAGGAAUAAUUAAUGUGGGUAUCACAAUAAUAUAUAUGGAAUUAUCGUUAUUAAUCGACAACGCUUGGACCUUUUUGGUUUGGGGGUUGAUUAUGGCUAGCAGAUGACCCCUGGUCAGUAGGUCAAAAGCCAAUGUCUCUUUUGCCUUGGGAACAAAAGGCGCGUGAGACAAAUAACUAGAGAACGAUUUGGCCUUUAGACUUAUGAAACGGUUUAUAUGUUGGUCAUGAAUAAUAGACUCUUACUGAUUUUAAGGUUAGUUUCAAAUAAAUGUUAUAAUUAUAGAAUAAAGAAGACCUUUGAUUAACAUGUGCUUGUAGUCACUAACUUUUCAAUUAGGACAGAAUAUCACAAUAGCAGUGACCAUGGUGUUUACUGACAAGGAAUCCAUGUAUCAUGACUAAUUGGUUUCCAUGGGAUAUAUAAUGAGAUAACGAGGAAAAUACAUUUUAAUUAUAAGUUAGUUAAUUGAAAAAUAACUCAAGUACAUAGCCUUACUGCAUUGUUUUACGUGACUACAUUAUUAUUUAUUUUCCUUGUUUUUGAUUAAGCAUACAAAUUGUGUUUUAAGUUUUUAUUUAACAUUUAUGUAAUAUCUAAUUUGACGUAAUGUAAAAUAUACAUGUAUUUGUUUUAGCUUUGGUUAGCAGACCACGUAGGCUAAAUGUAUAUACAUGUAUAAACAUGUAUAUGAUACGUUUCUAUUGGUUGUUCUGUUUGAUAACAAUUAUGUCGUGAGACGAUGACUAAAAAUUUAAGUUGUAAUUACUUAUUAUACAGUCAGUAAGUAAAAAAUAAACGUACAAAAACACUAA
Messenger RNA from Ruditapes philippinarum (Manila clam), 4204 nucleotides. RefSeq lists its product as uncharacterized. Bases 1220 to 3133 code for a protein of 637 amino acids. Lineage: Eukaryota; Metazoa; Mollusca; Bivalvia; Venerida; Veneridae. The record is from RefSeq and is a predicted model, not a curated record. The transcript is spliced from 4 exons.